CUUAUUUCGCUUUGGAAUUUCACGUCGACGUCGCAGUCGAUAGCCGAAAAUAAAAGCGUCGUCUACUUAACUCCAGUGCAGCAGCAGCAGCAGAGCCAGCCGGUAGCCAGCAGCAGAGUAGCGCAAAGCAAACACCCACACAGUUACAUUUUCCAGAUCGAACUAUACGCGAAUCUCAAACAUGACCACAUACUUCAACUAUCCCAGCAAGGAGCUGCAGGAGGAGCUCAAGACCAUCGCUCAGGCGAUCGUUGCUCCUGGCAAGGGUAUUCUCGCUGCCGAUGAGUCCGUCUCGACCAUGGGCAAGCGUCUUAAGGACAUUGGCGUGGAGAACACCGAUGAGAACCGUCGCGCCUACCGCCAGCUCCUGUUCACCACUGACGAUAAGUUGUCUGAGAACAUUUCGGGCGUGAUCCUGUUCGACGAGACUCUGUACCAGAAGGCCGAUGACGGUACUCCCUUCGUUCAGCUGCUGAAGAAGAAGGGCAUCAUUCCCGGCAUUAAGGUCGACAAGGGUGUUGUGCCACUGUUCGGCUCUGAGGAUGAGUCCACCACCCAGGGUCUGGAUGACUUGGCUGCCCGUUGCGCCAAGUACAAGAAGGAGGGUUGUGAUUUCGCCAAAUGGCGUUGCGUUCUGAAGAUCGGCAAGAACACCCCUUCAUACCAGUCCAUUUUGGAGAACGCCAAUGUCUUGGCCCGUUAUGCAUCCAUCUGCCAGUCGGAGCGCAUUGUACCAAUUGUGGAGCCCGAGGUUCUUCCCGAUGGUGAUCAUGAUCUGGAUCGCGCCCAGAAGGUCACCGAGACCGUUCUGGCUGCCGUCUACAAGGCCCUGAACGAUCACCAUGUCUACCUGGAAGGUACUCUUCUCAAGCCCAACAUGGUUACUGCUGGUCAGUCAGCCAAGACGAAGAACACACCCGAGGAGAUCGGCUUGGCCACCGUUCAGGCCCUUCGUCGCACUGUGCCCGCUGCCGUUCCCGGCGUUACCUUCCUGUCUGGUGGUCAGUCUGAGGAGGAGGCCUCCGUCAACCUGAGCGCCAUCAACAAAGUUCCUCUGGUCCGCCCAUGGGCUUUGACCUUCUCGUACGGUCGUGCUCUGCAAGCUUCCGUGCUCCGCGCCUGGGGUGGCAAGAAGGAGAACAUCGGUGCUGGCCAGAACGAGCUGCUCAAGCGUGCCAGGGCCAAUAGUGAAGCCAGUGAGGGCUGCUAUAAACCAGGUUCCGUUAAAAGCGCUGCUGGUGACACUGGACUUCAUGUUGAUAAUCAUAAAUACGCUAAUAGCCAGGCUUGCCAAGGCAAAUACGUGGCCGGGUCGAUACCCUCGUUUGCGGCCAAUGCCAGUCUAUUCGUUGCCGGGCACAAGUACGCUAACGGUGAGGCCGCUGUGGGCAAAUACGUUCCCGGCAGCGCUGGUUCCGGUUCCGGUUCCCUGUUCAUUGCCAACCACGCCUACUAAGUCAACAGCAAAAGCAGAUAAUAAAAAGAGAAUUGCUAAAGAUUCACAUUUUGGCAAUUUUAAUUAUUUAUUUUCUAAGUUACAAGCAAGCAAAAAGCUAUUGAAAAGCAUGCAGAAAAACUACAAAAAAAAAAAAAGAUGAAUCAGAAGAAUUGUUGAAAAGAAGAAAAAAUAUGUUUAUGAGACGCAAAUUUUAUUUUUAGUUGUAAGCACAAAAAUGUUGAAGUUAUGCAAAUUAUAUAAAUAUUAUUAAUACUAUAAUUAUGAAUUCAUUUUCUUUGUUUAAAAUGCACUUGUUUAAACAUGUCGUAAAUCGUAAAAGGAUAGCAAACCACAAAAACAACCAACAACAUCAAUGAAAAAUUAAAGUUUUAAACAUUGAAAUCGCAUGUGUUUCUUACGUUUCUACUUAUACUAUAUAUUUUGUCAACGUUUGUAUAGAAAAACUAUGAGAAAACGUUUUUUAUAAUUAUUAUUAUUACACUUUAUAUUUAUGAUUAUCAUUAUAAUUAUAAGUGACCUAAAUGACGCAAAUAAACAACAUACAAUAUUAAUAAAUCAACAACAAACCAAAUAAUUAUCAACUUUAGAAAGCUGAUAUACGUAUACAUACAUUAAAAUUGUUAUUGCCGAAAGGCAGAAAUUAUUACCAAAACAUAUAGAAAAUCAAAUGAAAUAUAAUAAUAAUAAUAUGGUGACUCCAAAACUGUAGUUGACAAGUCAUUAUGGUUAUUUUUCCUUGUAUUGAUCGCCACCGAGAUUUUUCCUUCAAUUUAACAUUGAAAGCAGGGGAAAUCAAAGCAAGAUAACAAUUAACCGCAUAUAUACCUAUAUAUAUUUAUGAUUCAUAUUAUUAUGUGUUACUCAAUAUUAUUACUAUAUAUUUCUGCAUAUCGUUGUUAAUCGAACGUUUUAGAUGCAAGCAAAGCAAAUAAUAUUACAUUUAUAAGCAAAACUUUAUGAUUUUUAGAAAAGAACAUAGAAAAACAAAAAAAAAACACGAAAAGAAAGGUAUAACUCAUUUAUUAAAUCCUGAAAUCCUGAAAGCGAAACGUACAAUACCAAUAUGUAAAAACUACAACAAAAUGUUUCACUUAACAUUAACCAAAAUACAGAAAAAAGAAACAAAUCAACAACAAAUUGAAAAGAAUAAGGACCUUGAACGAACACCAUUCAAUAAAAAGAACCUUAUGAAAGAGCAAA
Molecule: messenger RNA, 2659 nt
Organism: Drosophila innubila
Lineage: Eukaryota; Metazoa; Arthropoda; Insecta; Diptera; Drosophilidae
Gene: Ald1
Product: fructose-bisphosphate aldolase
Exons: 6
Coding region: 182-1456 (424 amino acids)
Biological process (GO): fructose 1,6-bisphosphate metabolic process; glycolytic process
Cellular component (GO): cytosol
Molecular function (GO): fructose-bisphosphate aldolase activity
Source: RefSeq, a predicted model, not a curated record